Neopsephotus bourkii (Bourke's parrot) is the source of this 4020-nucleotide messenger RNA. RefSeq names its product terminal nucleotidyltransferase 5C (gene TENT5C). Lineage: Eukaryota; Metazoa; Chordata; Aves; Psittaciformes; Psittacidae. The record is from RefSeq and is a predicted model, not a curated record. The transcript is spliced from 2 exons. The coding region runs from base 1199 to 2371 and encodes 390 amino acids. Gene Ontology annotation, biological process: mRNA stabilization. Gene Ontology annotation, molecular function: poly(A) RNA polymerase activity; RNA binding.
UCUUGUGAUGGCAAAUAUGAGUGGUGAAAAAACAGGCAUUCAAAUACAUUAAAAUCACUAAAGACCUGUUGUUGCUAAUAUAAGCCUUGUAAAGUAGGCAAAUGGGAGUGAUUUAGGGCUGGGAGGCUUGAUUCUCAGAUUGAUAGCCUGAGAAUUAAAUUCUCCACUGAACUGGAAAUGAAAUACUUUAUCUUCCUCCUAUAAGGACAGCAAUAUGCAGCAUUGUCCCGGGUGAGGAUCACCAAGCAGAGCCAGGUGUGCAUGGUGUGGUGGGAAAUAUAGUGUCCUUUCUGGUUGUUGUGUAGGCUGCAUGUGUUGUAGCUGCCGAGGAGGCUAUGAAUGGGAAGGAUGAGAAGGAAUGUUUUCAGAGGUGGUAGCUGAAAACACUUGUAGCUUAAGUUGAAAGUCACAGAGGACACUCGUGUUCUUUAGUGAUUUGAAGGAUUUAAUGGAAAUACAGUGGGCUUACCAUGAAAAUGUACUUUAAUGUGCUUGAAGUGCCUGAGGGUGGCUUCUGGCAGGCUGUGGAUGUCAGGUUUAUGCUGUGUGGGAGCAUUAAGGAUUGAGUUUGAAGAACCCCUUGAUUUGUCCUAAUUUCACCUUGUGAAUCACAGCUUUGGUUUUGUGCCUCCUGGUGCUGAUGUGACCCCCAGCUGCAGAGUUUGUCAUGCAGCAGCUCAUGCGUAAGGACUGAAGUUACUUCCCCAGGAACACUUUUACCUUACUGUGUACUUGAUCUUGGAUUUGACUCUCUUUGGAGGAAGUGACAGGUCAAAUGAACUGCUCCAAAAUUUCAAGCGCUGAAAGAGGACAGGGAUGAAAUAACAGCUGCUCUCUGAAUCUUGCUUGAGAAGCAUUCCAUGCACUGUGCAGUUACAUGUUAGGAAGCUAUGCAGUUGAGCUUUAAACAGUUCUUGGUAGGCAAGAGUUAACUGACUUAAGUUUGACUAGACUGACCUUGGCAGCUGCAGUCUUCACAAGUACUUGAGGCAGAAGGAGGUGAGGCCUCAGUUUGUAGCUGUCAGGAAGCACCUGGCCACAGUAGAAACCUGUAAUGUUAAGUGUAUUAAUACCAGUAGGAGUUGGGUAAGUGUAGAACAUGUGUAUCUACAUACUUCAAAACACAAGCCACUUAAGCACAUCUUGGCAACUGUGACAAGACUCCUUAAAAAUUUCUUUGGAGAAGAAAAAUCUUAAGAUGGCAGGCAAAGGAAGUAAGACAGACUGCAUGUCAUGCAGUGUACUGAACUGGGAGCAGGUCAGCCGUCUGCAUGAGGUUCUUACAGAGGUGGUUCCGAUCCAUGGCCGAGGUAACUUCCCAACACUGAAGAUCACUCUGAAGGACAUUGUUCAGACAGUUCGGAGUAGGCUGGGCGAAGCAGGCAUUGUGGUACAUGAUGUCCGUCUGAAUGGCUCUGCAGCUGGUCAUGUCCUGGUCAAGGAUAAUGGGCUGGGAUGCAAGGACCUGGAUCUCAUUUUUCAAGUUUCUCUUCCAAGUGAGGCAGAGUUUCAGUUAGUUCGAGAUGUGGUGUUGCGAUCCCUCUUGAAUUUCUUGCCAGAAGGAGUAAGCAAGCUAAAAAUCAGUUCAGUAACACUGAAGGAAGCCUACAUCCAGAAGCUAGUCAAAGUGUACACAGAAUCUGACCGCUGGAGCUUGAUAUCACUUUCCAACAAACAUGGUAGGAAUGUGGAACUGAAGUUUGUAGACUGUAUACGACGACAGUUUGAAUUCAGUGUGGACUCCUUCCAAAUCAUACUAGACUCCCUGCUCUUUUACUAUGACUACUCUGAAACCCCCAUGUCAGAGCACUUCCAUCCAACUGUGAUUGGGGAGAGUAUGUAUGGAGACUUCGAAGCAGCUUUCGAUCACCUCCAGAACAAGCUGAUAGCUACCAAAAACCCUGAAGAGAUCCGUGGUGGUGGGCUGCUUAAGUAUAGUAACCUUUUAGUGCGAGACUUCAGGCCCAUGGAUAAGAACGAGAUCAAAACAUUAGAGCGCUACAUGUGCUCCCGAUUCUUCAUAGACUUCCCAGACAUCCUGGAUCAGCAACGUAAACUAGAGACCUACCUCCAGAACCACUUCUCCAAAGAAGAGAGGAGCAAAUAUGACUACCUCAUGAUUCUGCGCAGGGUGGUGAAUGAGAGCACAGUCUGUCUCAUGGGACAUGAGCGAAGGCAGACUCUCAACUUGAUUUCUCUGCUAGCGCUCAAAGUGCUGGCAGAACAAAACAUCAUCCCUAAUGUUACUAAUGUUACCUGUUACUACCAGCCAGCACCUUAUGUUAGUGAUGUAAACUUCAGCAACUACUACCUUGCAAAUGCUCCUCUGCCAUACAGCCAGUCGUAUCCCACUUGGCUGCCUUGCAAUUGAUUGCUUGAAUGUUCUUGAAUGGAGGCUACUGAAGGCCAAGAUGUUGAGUGUAUAUAGACAAGUAAUAACUGUUAGAGGUUUUUCUAAUGGAAACAUGACUGCAUUGGACUGUCCAUUUCCUGGUGUGUGAUAGAAAUAUGCAACCAGGUGACCUGCUAUCACUAUGUAUCUACAAUUUCUGAGAAGCCUUAUUACCUCUUCAUUAGAAGAGAAUGAAUCAACAGCCAAAUGUUAAGAGGAGUGGUUACAAAACUCUGUACUAGUUCUGGAAGUGGCUGUUAACAUAUGAUCUAAGUGGAGCAUUCAGUAAACUGGACUAGUUACCUGACUGUAAUGAGACUGUAAUGUCUUGAGCAGAGAAGCAGCCACUUCUGGAGUAGCAGCAAAACUGUUUUCUAUUGCCUAACCUCGUUAUUCUAUACUUCCUCAGUUCAAGUUCUGGCCAACUUUCUAUUGAACUAAUUGUGCAAGAAUGGCUCAUGUUGUGCUUGGGCUGCUUCUACUUUCUGGCUGUGUAGAACUGGUAAUAGUAUGGAUGCUGUUUGUUUUGUAAAGGACCUAAAUGUUGUUUCCCAUAGUACCUAGGCAUACAUGGUCCUGCCUCAAGUUCAAGAUUAAUUUAUUGGAAGUUGAAGAUGGAUUACUAAGUCUGUCUUUACAGCAUAAACUGGCUGAGUUUUUCUUGAGUACAUAAAUUUGGAAGGUGGCAUCUCUAAACAUGCACAAAAAUACAACCUUAAACUUGGUAAUGUGGGAAGUCCUUGAAAUGAGGAAGCCUUAAAUAGAAUUGGAACCACAGCUUGAUUAGUUGAAUCCAGACUCAAGAUAAAGCCUUUCUGAAUGCAUCUUUCAAACCAGUUUUUGUCACAGCUGGAAAGUAGCACAGCUCUUGCAUUUAAGUUUGCCCCAACUUUCUUCUUCACAGGUCUACAGCAAGCAAAAAAAAGGAAGAAAAGCCACCACCAAAAAAAACCCAGACCACUAAGUUGCAGGAUGAUGUGUACUCCUGCCACAGCACAAACUCCUAAAGUGCCUCUAAAAUAAAGUUCUUGUUGUACAACUUCAGGCAAGUCCUGAAGGCUUGUCUUUCUGCCGGCAUUUAGGGGUUGAGCUUUGUGGUUUAUCACUGUCACCUGGUUACGGUAUGUGAUGGUAUUUUGAGUGGUUAGCGUAAAAUUCUUCUUCUUUAUUGGUCUUAACCUUCACUUGAAGAGGUAUAUAAACCCUCAACGGAGCUCUCCACAGAAGCUGUAUGUGUUGAAAGCCUGUUCCUGUUUUCAGAAUAUCCUCUAGAAGAGUCUGUACUCCCUUGGAGGGGUAGGGGGCUGACCUUCCUAAAGGGUGUGUGCUGAACUUGCUGCUUUGAAACUCCUGUGCUUUAUAAGGAAGGUUAAAAAUACCCCAGUUAGUGUAUAGAGUGGUAUUAAACUGGUAUAUUAAGUGGAUGAUUUUUCACUGAAUUGCAAUAGUAAAAUACAUGUAGCAGAUGAUCUUGAGUUUUCUUUGCUUACCAGAGAAUCCAACUAAAAAGGCAAAUAUAAGAACUAUUUAAUACAUAUUGGUGCAACGUUCAAGAAUACCUGUUUGCUAAACUUUUUUGAUGAGUUUUAGUUGUUUCUGCAAGCUUGUGAGACCAAAGUGGCUGAUCA